Messenger RNA from Bombyx mandarina (wild silkworm), 4645 nucleotides. RefSeq names its product epsin homolog lqf (gene lqf). The record is from RefSeq and is a predicted model, not a curated record. Gene Ontology annotation, biological process: endocytosis. Lineage: Eukaryota; Metazoa; Arthropoda; Insecta; Lepidoptera; Bombycidae. Gene Ontology annotation, molecular function: phospholipid binding; clathrin binding. Gene Ontology annotation, cellular component: clathrin vesicle coat; endosome; plasma membrane.
UGCAACCGCGACUGUGACGUAGCGAGCGGUGAAAAACUAAACCGAGUGAAUUAGGCCGCAGAAACCCGCUUCGGCGGUCGUGUUGUGUUCUGUGUCGUACCGUGACGUUCGGCGAUCGUAGAAGAUUCUGUGUACUAAUUUAUCGUAGUUGAUGUGAUAAAAAAUUAUCAUUGAAUGAUAUCUAGUAUAAUAUUACUGUUUCGUCGUUCGUACCUGUGCACAGCUCAGACUAGUGGUGUUACUUGUGAAGUGUUUGUGGUGAAGAAAUAUUUUGGUGUAAACAUUGUAUGCCCCGGGCCCGGGACGAGAUGCAAGUGAACGUAGCAGGUCUCAGAAGGAAUAUAAAGAACCUCGCACACAACUAUUCCGAUGCUCAGGUCAAAGUUCGCGAGGCGACUUCAAACGACCCAUGGGGUCCGUCCAGCACGCUCAUGGCGGAGAUCGCCGACCUCACGUACAACGUCAUGGCCUUCACGGAGAUCAUGCAGAUGAUAUGGAAGCGUUUAAAUGACCACGGCAAGAACUGGAGGCACGUUUACAAAGCUCUGGUCCUGAUGGAGUACCUCAUCAAGACUGGCAGCGAGAAAGUGGCGAUGCAAUGUAAAGAGAACAUUUAUGCGAUACAGACAUUAAAGGAUUUCCAGUACAUGGAAGAAGGAAAGGAUCAGGGUCUCAACGUGCGGGAGAAGGCGAAGCAGCUGGCCAACUUGCUGAAAGACGACGAGCGGCUGAAGAACGAGCGCGCUCGGGCUCUCAAGGCCAAGCAGCGGUUCGCGCAGAGCGCCAGUGCCUUCGGCAGCGACGGCGCACUCGACACGCCCUCCAGCCCAACCUUCCCCUCCGGCGAGUCGGGGUCGUGGGGGGGCUCGGCGGGGGGCGGCGCGGAGGGGGUGGACGGGGCGGCGGAGCUGGCGCGGCCGCUGACGGCGGGGGAGGAGGAGCUGCAGCUGCAGCUGGCGCUGGCCAUGAGCCGCGAGGAGGCGGAGCGGGAGGAGCGCCGCCGGAGGUCGGACGACGUGCGCCUGCAGCUCGCCAUCAGCCAGUCGCAGCACGACUUCCAGACGAGUCCUGUGGAGGCGGCGGCGGAGCGCUCGCAGUCCCACCUGCUGGACCUGCUGGACGUCAACCUGUCCCCCGCAGCCCCGCCCCCCCGCGCCGCGCCCCUCGACCCCUGGGCCCUGCCGCCGCCGGCACACCAGGACACGCGCGCGGAUCCAUGGGGCGGCCCUCCUCUCGGUCCGCCGCUAGGCCCUCCGUUGGGUCCGCCGCUGGGCCCUCCGCUGGGUCCUCCGCUGGGAGACCUCCGUGACCCCUGGCCCCCCGCCGACCCCUGGGCGCCCCUCGAACAGAGUAAAUCCCCGCAGUCGGUGCUGUCCUCGGGCUCCUCCUCGGAGCUGGAGCAGUUCGACGCGCUGUCGCAGCGCCGCGGCGCGCCCCCGCCCGCCGCCGACCCCUUCGACCUCUCCGCCCUGGAGAGCAGCCUGAGCCCGAGCAACGGCACGGGCGCCGUCAAGAAGUCUCCCUCCGCCUUCCUCGGGGAGAACUCCUCCCUCGUCAACCUGGAGCGGCUCGUGCAGCCCGCGCCCCCGCCCCCGCACAACCCCUUCCUGCAGCACGCGCCGCCCGCGCCCCCAACGCGGCUGAGCAUCAACGAGUUGAAGCAGCAGCAGAUGGGCGUGGCCGGGGUCCUCGACCCCUGGGCGCCCGCCGCCGCGCCCUCGCGCACCCCCAACCCCUUCCUCUCCUAGCGCCCCCCGCCGCCCCGCGCCGCCCCCCGCCCGACCUCACGGUGAGACGCGACGCGCCCCGCCCGCCCGCGACGACUACACACAUGAACAUUCUAACCGCGCUCAUUGUUGUUCAGAAACGUUACCGCCCCCCGCGCGGUCCGCUGUGUCUUCAGUCGAGGGGUCACAGGUGCUCACGCCUUUUGCAAUUCCGCUGCUAAUGGUGUAACAUCAACAGUGUCUCGGGUCCACAACGUGUGGUCACACGCGGGGUGACCACGCUUCGUCAGUACACAUGCGGUACUUCGAUGCAAUUGAAUUCUAUACUGUGUGAAGGCGAGCUGAGUGUGCGAGGAGGGAGAGGGGCCGCCCCCCGCGCCCCUGGCACCGGACCAACGCUGUGACGUCACGGUUUCCUACUGAACUAAUUAUCAGCAGUCAUCAUUAAUUUGAGUAAUUGUUGUUGUUGACUUCACAUUAAACCCGUUUGUUGAUAUAAUUAUAUGGUAUGAGUAAUGAAUGCGUGCAUAGUAAAGGUACCGUGUGAGGUGAGGGGGGUCGCGCUGCCCCCCAACCCCUCAGACCCAGGGGGUCGGACGACUGUAGCUUAACAAAUUGUCGUUAGUUUUAAUGUAUUAUGCAGAUAUUUUUCCAAGAGUAAAAAAAGAAAAAUAAAAGUGUAUUUUUUUAAAAACAUGUAUGUCCAACCCGCCCCCGAUGUCUGGAGGCGAAACAGAACAAUCGAUUUCAAUUUCUUGUGACGUAAUAUGAUAGUAAACGACUCACUGUGAUUACUUUGGAACUUAAAUUAAAGUAUUAGAUUUUACUGACAUGUGACGUCACAAAUGUUGUGGGUCGCUCCAAGCAGGACUGUCGACAUAAAAUAUGAAGAAUAUCAUAGAUAAGUGAGGUAACGACGAGGCGGGGUUGUGUCUAACAAUGCGCCCCGGGGCAGCACCGCUCGAGGCUCCGGACGACAAACUUCGAACAAAAUUACUAAUGUAAUAUACUUUACUAACAAACUUUGCGAUAAUAUAAGACUUCUUUCGGAAAUGAAUGUUUUGAAUGUUGCGCGACGGUAGAUAGAUAAUAGUAUUAUGUUUAAUGUAUUAUAAUGAAAUACGACUAGUGCCGGAGGAGGUUUGGCGGGUUCCAUUAACGGAACCGUUCAACGUGCCUUACGUAGAUACGCGUGUGUGUGUGUACGUGCGUGCGUGCGUGUGUGUGUGCGUGCGUGACGUGUCAACUGCAGCACUGCCAGCUGUGCAGGGUGCGUCGGAUAUCUUACUGCGACACGAGUAGGGAUCGUGUUAACAACGUCGUCAAGUUCGAGCCCCGUGAGCUCAUCCACUCGCCCGGUGACGCUGACAUGGCCUCUCAAGUAGUCUCAAGGUUAUCAGCUUGGGUAGGAAAGAAAAAGCGAAACGCGCAAUGUAAGGCGCAGUGCUCGACUUCGCAGUACAUUACCGGUUGAGCAGCAAUUAGGUAAUGUUAUGCUGUUGUCCCGCGGCACCCUGUACACGGCGGGGUCAAUUAUUGACAAUUUACAUUGGUGCAACCAGAACGUAUUGACUUCAAUACGUAGCGCCUGACUCGUCUGCGCCGAACUAUCGUGUCUUAUAAAAAUUGCAGACUCGAUAGGUACAUGCGACUAUGUUCUGAGCGCUUCUGUAAGCCUACACUUGAAAUGUGAUGUUCACAAGCGCUCACAACUAGCAUGUAGCAACUUUAUUACCAAUAGAGCUGCGUUUUAGCCUCCAGACGUUUAGUAAUGACAGAAUUUGCAGGUGGUAAUGUAACUAAAAUUGUAAACACUGCAACAUCGAAUAAGACAACUCCGCAGUGUGUCGUGGCCCGGGGGCGCUAUAUAGCAUAACAACGGAAUUAUUAUUGUAUUAAUGAACGUCUCGAUUCAAAAUGCCGUUAUUAGGGCUAGGGUUACCGCGACGUAAAUAUUUGUAUAUUCAAAUUAUUAUUUUCUUGUCGUGAAUGUAAUAUCCGCCAUGUUUGACGUCACCCGAAGGCAGUCAGCGGCUUGGCUCUGCCCCUGGCAUUGCUGUAGUCAUGGGCGACGGUAACCACUCACCAUCAGGUGGGUCAUAUGCUCGUCUGUUUACAAAGGCAAUAAAGAAAACGUUGGUGGGUUCUAUCGAAUUGGAUAUUUAACCGACGAAAAAAUCUGUUACGCCUUGAAGCCAUCCCUAAUCUGUUAGUAACUAAUUAAAUCUACAUUCUCUGAACACGACCCAAGACUCUGUUUAAUAUUUGUGUUGUUGGGUGCCGGUCGAUCCCCCCUCUUUGUGACGUCACAUGUGGUGUUUGUUUGCGACCAAAACUACAUUGGUCACGUGACUCGCGACAAGCGUUUUGACGGUAUUUUGUUUGGGCGAACUUGUAAAAGCCAGAUAGAUGUAAUUUUUAUAAGUAUUUCUAUAACGACGACUCCUAAUAAGGUUGAUUCGUGUGCGACCUGGGUGUUUGGAGACUUAUUAUUGUUAAAUAUAAAUUAUGUUGAACCGGUAUUCCGUACAAAUUGUAAUCAUUGAAUUAUUUCAAAUACAUGUUAUGUAUAAUUUGUGACGUCACGUGAUUUUAAAAACCGUCGUCGGUGUGCAGUGUACGCGGUGUUGCCAGCGCGAGGAAAUUAUGCAGUUGCCAGUUUAUAAAAAUAGCAUUUAUUAACGAUAACACCAAUUAAAGCAAUAAUUAAGUGUAAUUGUCGCGUUUUUCAUCGCUGGCAACACGUUUUCGCUUUUGAAAGCGUUGUAUAGAUAAAUUAUGGUUUUUAAUAUAAUGAUUUUUAAAUAUUUUAUUUUGACCAAUAAAAUGCAUCGAUUCUAAUCCAAUAUGUCACUAGCUAGGAAGAAACUGUAAAGAAUUAAUGUAACUAUUUAAUAUUAAAUGUAUAAGUUUUUCAA